Molecule: messenger RNA, 5881 nt
Organism: Daphnia carinata
Lineage: Eukaryota; Metazoa; Arthropoda; Branchiopoda; Diplostraca; Daphniidae
Gene: Dap160
Product: intersectin-1-like
Exons: 29
Coding region: 289-5736 (1815 amino acids)
Biological process (GO): positive regulation of Rho protein signal transduction
Molecular function (GO): guanyl-nucleotide exchange factor activity; calcium ion binding; protein binding
Source: RefSeq, a predicted model, not a curated record
AGUGUAGACGGGAAAACAGACUACGAGUGGUUAGGCUGUCUAAUCUAGACUUUUUCCAGUAAGCGAUCGGCAUUUGUUUCACGUGGAAAUCAAUUGUCACAAUUGAUUCAGUCACAUUUUGUCGUCAUUCUCUCAUAACUUGCCCCAGUGGGAAAUCGUUUGCCGAUUUAUGUGUAAAACCAUGUUUGGAGUAGCAAUCUGAAUUCUUGAAUGUGAUUCAGUUUUAAAACCCUAAAAUAAAACAGGGCAUAACGAUUUUCGUAGAUUCUCGAAACCAGUGUAACAAAUAUGGAUCCUUUCGUCAUUCUGCCUCAAGAAAAGGCUCGGUAUGUCGAGCAGUUUAACUCAUUGAAACCGGCUGGUGGAUUUGUUAGCGGAGACCAAGCUAAAGGUUUCCUUUUGCAAUCUCAGCUCCCCCCUGUAAUUCUUGGUCACAUAUGGGAACUGGCCGACAUCAAUUCUGAUGGCAAGCUUGACUUCACUGAAUUUAGCAUUGCAUGCAAGUUGAUAAAUGCUAAACUUAGAGGAUUUGAUAUUCCUAAAGUUUUGCCACCUAAUUUAAGGAAUUCUGCAUCUUCUGGACUGACAACCUCUUCUGCUGGAACCCCUCCUGCAACUAUGAUGGGAGUCCCCUUGGCUCCUCUAGGAAUGACUCCAGCAGUAGUAAUCCAACCGUUGCCCAUGGCUGCUGUCAAACCUCCAUCAACAGUCGUGGCACCGCAUCCAACCAAUCAACCAUUAGUUCAACCAACAAUCCAACCCAUGAUACAGCCAAUGGCUCAACCCAUGGUACAGCCUAUGAUACAGACUGUAAUGCAGCCAACAAUGCAACCAACAAUGCAACCCAUGAUACAGCCUAUGAUGCAACCAAUGAUGCAGCCGAUGAUACAGCCCAUGAUGCAGCCCAUGAUCCAACCUAUUGUUCCAGCAAACCUUCCACUCCUUGGUGCUGGUUCUCCUGUUGGGUUACCUUUAAUGGCAAACAACAUGCCAGGCAAUGCAGGAAUAGUAUCACCUCCUUCCGCUGCUGCAGCACCGGCUGUUGCGUCAGGAUUCCCUGGUUCAUCAUUCAGUUUUGAUGGUUCGAAGCCAAAUACUCCUGAUUCGACAAAACCAGUCGCGAGAGCCCCAUCUAUUGCUAGCAGAGAAUCGUCGGUAGAAUGGACUGUGCCGCAUUCAUCGAAAUUGAAGUAUGCACAAGUUUUCAAUAGCCAUGAUCGUGGAAAAACAGGAUUCUUGACAGGUGUUCAAGCUCGUGGGAUACUUGUCCAGACUCAGCUACCACAACCAUUAUUAGCCCGCGUUUGGGGACUAUCUGAUAUCGAUAUGGAUGGACGCUUGUCUUGUGACGAAUUUGUAUUAGCCAUGCAUUUGUGCGACUGUGUUCGAGCUGGAGAUAGGUUACCAGAUGUAUUACCGCACGACCUUGUACCGCCAAGCUUUCGGCGACCUAGUUUACCUGCUGUAACUGGUUCAGUAGUCAGCCCAAAAGGAUCCUCUACACCGGAAUCGCUUGCCCAAGCUUUUGCCGGAACGCCACCGCCUCCUUCGGACGAUGGGAAAGUAACAUCCCCAGUUUCCUUUGAGGAUAAACGAAAAGAAAAUUUCGAUAAAGGUCAAGCUGAGCUUGAUAAGCGCAGGAAAGCUUUGGCAGAACAACAACGUCGCGAGCAAGAAGAAAGACAAAGAAAAGAACGUGAGGAAUACGAACGGAAAGAAAAAUUGCGUCUAGAACAAGAGCGCCGUCAGCAAGCCGAAUUGGAGAAAAAGCUGGCCAAACAACGCGAACUUGAAAUGGAAAAAGAAGAACAGCGCCGUAAAAUGUUGGAGCAGCGUGAAGCUGCGAGGAAAGAAAUGGAAAGACAACGGCAAUUGGAGUGGCAGAAACAGAGACUUCAGGAACUUCUCCAGCAAAAACAGAAAGAGCAGGAGAAGGUCGCUCUUCUUCGUGCAAAUCACCAACGUCUUCAAACGGAACUCUCUGUCCUGGAUGACAGAGUGAUGGAGCUAUCUUCAAAAAUAAUUGAAACGCGAACAGGCGUCGCUGAAACUAAGAAUACAAUUGACGGUAUGCGUACUACACGUGACACGCAAAUGCAGCAACUUUCAGCACUGAAGACGCAGCUUCGGGAACAAAAUCAACGUCUUCUUACCGUCAGCCAAGAAAAAGUUAGACUAGAAGCUAAAAAUCGAAUGAAUGCGGCCACCACACCUAACGCAGGUGACGCCGACCUAAUCCAGAACACCACAGCUCGUCAAAUCGCGCUAAAUCAAUCGAAAGAGAAGCUCGAGUUGUUGACAGAAGAGUUGAACAAAAAAAUUGAAGAUUCUGAAAACAACAAUGCCCAGUUAAGCGCUUUGAGGAAGGAGAUGUCUAUACUAGCUCGUACCUGUCAAGAAACACACAAGGCGUACCUUAAAAAGCGAGAGGAAGUUCUUCUGUUGCGUGCUACUGGUGGCAAGCAACAGUCUUGGGGUAAUGACUCCUGGUCUGAUUCGACUAACAGUUGGCCAGUUAGUACCGGAGCCACCCCUGCAGCAGUUGAAGUUAGCUCCAAUGCUGCUGUGACGCGAUACCGGGCAUUGUACGAGUUUGUGGCUCGUAAUGGAGACGAAAUCUCGUUUCAGCCUGGCGAUAUUAUCAUGGUCACGGAGUCGCUUUCAAACGAACCCGGUUGGUUGAGUGGCGAAGUACGUGGCCACGUUGGCUGGUUCCCAGAGGCUUAUGUGGAAAAGAUGGAUCAAGGGGGAUGGCCAGAUACAGGUAGUUCGACAGGAGGCAGUAAUGUUGAUAGCCCCAUAACAGGAGCAAAACGACACCCUCUGGAAGGCAUCCAAGAACUGCCGGAGAACGUCAGCGACAAUGGAUCCAUCGCUGAUGCAGGUGCAUCUGUUUCAGCCGCUAUAGAAGCGUCUCAUUCUGCUUUUAUGCCAGUUGGAACUAGAGUACCAGAUGAAUCGUCGUCUCCUAUCCGUGGACAAGGCGAAAUUGUCGACAAUUUGAAAGCGGAAGCCAUUUACGUUUGGCAGGGCAAAAAGGAUAACCAUCUCUCCUUUAACAAAGGAGAUGUCAUUUUAGUUCGCGAACAACAAGAUCUUUGGUGGUUUGGCCAAUGUAAUGGUAGAAGUGGUUGGUUUCCAAAAUCAUUUGUGUCCCUUUUCCACACCGAUGCUACACCUCAAUCUCCUAAAUCAAUCGUUUUCGCGCAAAAUAGCAAAGAAGACAAUUUCUACGUAGCUAUGUAUCCCUAUGAAUCGAACGAGCCGGGAGACUUGUCAUUCGUGGCUGGUGAAAUGGUGGCAAUUAUCAAGAAAGAUGGAGAUUGGUGGACUGGAACUAUUGGAGCCCGUACCGGUGUUUUCCCUUCCAACUACGUUCAGAAAGCUGAGCUUCAAUAUGAAGCCGCCGCUGAUUCCGAAGUUGAAGCCGCUUCAGCUGCGGCCGACGCUGCUGCAGCGGCCGCUGUUGCGAAAACUGUUUCGCCAGCUGUGAAAGCAACGGGCCAGCAAGAUUCGAAAAGACCCAACACAGCGCCCAUCGACAGCGAAUUUGAGGCAUCUCUUCCUGGAGUUCCUAGAGCUGCCUCCGCCGCUUCUAGCGGUGCACCGUCACCAUCCAACAUGGGUCGAGGAAGCAAAAAACCUGAAAUUGCUACGGUGAUUGCUCCUUAUUCCGCAACUAGUAGUGAGCAGCUAUCGCUACAACGAGGCCAAUUAAUCAUGAUCCGGAAGAAAUCUGCAUCUGGUUGGUGGGAGGGAGAACUACAGGCCAAAGGACGAAAACGUCAACUGGGAUGGUUUCCGGCUUCGUACGUAAAAGUGUUGAGCAGCUCAGGUGGAAGUAGCAGAACUACACCUGUGCCUACCGAAAUGGACGAUGAAAUGCCACCUAUCGUUCCAACCCAGACAGCCAUCACCGCAGCUUUCGAAGUUAACAACACACCUACACUUGAUCAGGUAGUGGCUCUUUUCCCAUACACGGCCCAAAACGAAGAUGAACUCAGCUUCUUGCAAGGCGACGUUCUGAUAAUAUUAGAUCGUGAAGACCCAGCCUGGUGGCGGGGCGAACUCAAGGGCCAGACUGGCCUCUUCCCUUCAAAUUACGUCGAGGUCAUGGGAAGUUUGGCUGCUUCAGCUGCGUUAGGAGCAGCUGCGAGUUCAGCCAGUGCCAGCGUUGCAUCUACCACGACUACUCAAUGGACGACAUCGAGGCUGACCGACACCGCAGCUUUUUCCCAACUGUCACCCACUGAGCAAAAGCGCCAAAUUGUCAUCCAAGAACUGAUUAGUACAGAAGAAACUUACAUGGAGGACAUGUCUAUCGUCAGCGAAGUGUUCCAGAAACCAAUGAUUGAGUCGGGUGUCGUCAAACUGGAAGACGUGGACACAAUUUUCGUCAAUUGGAAGGACAUCAUCGCUUGCAACAAUACGUUUUUGAGGGCACUACGCAUCCGAAAGAAGAUGAGUCCUGAAGGGAUUAUUCAGGCCGUUGGAGAUAUUUUGAUAGAUUGUCUUCCGCACAUGUCGCCGUACAUUCGGUUUUGCAGCAGGCAGCUGAACGCUGCGGCUUUAAUUCAGAGGCGCCAUGAAGGUGUUCCAGAGUUCCGUGCUUUGUUGAAAAAAUGCCAACUUCAUCCGAAAGUGAAAGGAAUGCCGUUGACUUCGUAUUUACUGAAGCCAAUGCAGAGAAUAACAAAAUAUCCUCUGCUCAUUAAAAAGAUUUUGGAAUCAACGGAUGUUAGCCACCCAGACCGGCUGCUGUUGGACGAAGCUCUAGUUAAAGCCGAGGAACUCUGCAAUCAAGUCAACGAAGGUGUAAGGGAACAAGAAAAUUCGGACAGAUUAGAGUGGUUGCAACGCAGAGUCCAUAUUGAAGGAUUGGAUGAACGAUUGGUCUUCAAUUCCGUCACAAAUAUGCUUGGCCCUCGCAAGCUUAUUCAUUUCGGCCCUCUAAAAAAGGUCAAAAGUAACAAAGAACUGCUGGCCUUCGUGUUCAACGAUUUCCUCUUGUUCACCACAAUCAGCAAACCUUUGGCUUCCAUCAAUCUUCAAUUUCUUUUUGAUAAGAAAUCCAGUGUGACAUUGCGGAUGUACAGAAAGCCCAUAUUCCUCAGAGAGAUGACAGUCGUGCAAGGAGAUAAUCAAUCCACCGAUAGUGGCACUGAACACGAGUCCGUGCCGACACGCUUCACGAUCCAAGACACGGAAUGCAAACUUCUAGUGACAUGUACCAGUUCGGCCGACCGAAUUCUAUGGUUGCGUAAACUGGAAGAAGCCCGGAAACACUGCCUGCUGACCGAACGGGCCGUCCUUCAACGCCAAAGAUCAAUAAGGCAAAGGCCACCCGUAGGCAAAUUGCGAGUCGUCGUUGCUGAAGGCCUCGCUCUUGCUGCACGGGGAAAUCCUAAAGGAAAAAGCGAUACGUUUUGCGAAGUCUACCUCGGGUCGCAAGAACAUCGGACGAAAGUGGUACCCAAAUCUCUCAAUCCUAAAUGGAACGCAUCGAUGCAGUUUCUAGUUAAAGAUCUUCAGCAAGAUGUCCUCUGCAUUACCGUGUUAGAUCGUGACUAUUUCUCACCGAACGAGUUUCUGGGGCGAACCGAAGUGCGUAUUGCCGAUGUGCUGCAAGAUUCGAAAAUUUAUCGCGGACCGCUCAUCAAACGGCUUCCUUUGCACGAAGUCGAAUGCGGAGAAAUCGUCUUGAAGCUCGAUCUUCAGCUCUUUAACCGCCGUUGACGCCCCGUCUCAGGAUGAGUUGCUUUUCUAUUCUCAUUGAUUGACCGUUUAACCUGUCUAUAACUGCCAAGCUAUUGCAAUCAAAUUUCAACGAACCUGAUUGUUGCCUCUUCCUCGAUCAGAAAUCUAUUGCAUUUGAAUCAUG